Messenger RNA from Gadus chalcogrammus (walleye pollock), 5344 nucleotides. RefSeq names its product proline and serine rich 1 (gene proser1). The transcript has 12 exons. The record is from RefSeq and is a predicted model, not a curated record. NCBI's taxonomy places the organism in Eukaryota, Metazoa, Chordata, Actinopteri, Gadiformes, Gadidae. The coding region runs from base 843 to 3146 and encodes 767 amino acids.
AUUUGUUUACUUCCUGGAUUUCCUGAACAGCGUUUGAUGCAUAUGCCUGAUGAUGCCUGAUGAAAAAUAUAUUUUGAAACGGAUAAUGGCUAAAUAAUGUUUAGGGUUGAUUAUGUAUGUACACCGUUAAAUUUGUGUCAUAAUAAUUGUAAUUAACAUUAAUAUUGGUAAUCUUUAUGGAUUUUAUUUUUCUGAUACUGUAUUAUCGUUCAGGAUACCACAGUGGGGUCCCAUCUACUAUUGACGGUACCAGCGCCAGCUGUCAAUACAAGCUAGCAUUCUGCUAGCAUCCUGCUAGCUCUUUUCGCGAAAUAGACGCGUUAAUCAAUUUUACAACAUCACGGCUAGUAUCGUAAAUAUUAAUGCAAUCAGAUACUUAACCGAAUCUAUUACGUGAUGCGUUUAUGAAUUCAUGUUUGAUUUCUGUCUCGCUUUCGUAGGCUUGUACCCACAACUUGGCUAGCUAGCGUCUAGCUUGUUGUUAGCAGCAGACAGUGCUCUCGGUGCAGCCAGUUAUUGUUUUUGGUGCAGCCAGUUGUUCAAGAUCGGAAAUAUCAGAAAACAGACCAUUAAUUAAAAAAGAACAUGGUGCUUUACAAUCGGCUUAACUACAAACUGCCGAUUGAGAAUUCAAUGCCUUUAGAUUAUGCAUCUGUAAUUGUAUAACUAGAGCUUAUUAAUAUUUGAUUCGGUCGAUUAGGUUAGGUGCCUUUUUUAAUGCAUGUUACGUUAUGGAAAGAAUUUAGACCAUUAUCUAUUGGAUUCAAGAGAAGAUAUAUCUCCUACUCAGAAGAGCUACACCAUUUUACAGGAUAGCGUUGUUAUACAAUUAACCAUCCACCAUGGAUAAGAAAUCCUUUGACAUUGUCUUGAACGAGAUUAAAAAGUGUGUCCUGACCGACCAGAGGACCAAAGCCAUAGAGCAGGUGCAUGGCUAUUUCUCCAGCGAGCAGGUGAUGGAGCUUCUAAAAUACUUCUCCUGGGCGGAACCUCAGAUCAAAGCAGUGAAAGCACUUCAGCAUAAAAUGGUUGCAAUUCCAACCACCAAAGUUGCCAAUAUCUUAAACUGCUUCACCUUUUCAAAAGACAAACUGGUAGUCCUGGAACUGUUAGCACUGAACAUAUCAGACGCUGUAAACUACCAUCCGGUCGAAGAUCUCUUCCGUAUUCACCUGUCUGAAAAGAAACGGGCACGCAGGAUUCUGGAUCAGGUAUGCAAGGUGGGCUGCAAGGCUCCCAAGGCUAUGAUCUCUUCUUGCGGUGUGAUACCAGGGAACCCCUACCCCAAAGGCAGACCCAGCAUGAUCUCUGGCACCUUCCCUGGAAUGCCACCGGUGAAGAAAGAGGGGGAAAAGAAGGAGGAGAACCCUGCAGCCACAGAGGCCAAAGGAAUCGCCUCGCGGAUUAUCGGCCCCUUUAAACCGUUUCCGACGACCUAUAACCCCCAGCGGCCCGUGCCCUACCCUAUUCCCCCGUGCAGGCCCCAUGCCACCAUUGCUCCAAGUGCGUACAACAACGCGGGCCUUGGGUCUGUGGGAGGAGUUCUUACGGCCAGCAUGCCCCCUCCUCCCUACAGCGCCUCCCACAAAGUAGCAGGUUACCCCAAACCAGGCAACCACCUGAAGACCACCCCGGGGGUCGAGAGCGGACCCCUGGUUAUCCCCCAUGGCUCCACGCCCACCACCCCUGGCCCCCAGCAGCCGCUUCCCUCCGCACCCAUCACCCCCGUGUUCCCGGGCAUGGUGCCCUCCCAGAACCCCAGCACGCCCUGCCCCUCGCCGUCCCCCUCCCCCUCCGUCAUCAAGGGUGGGCCGCCGACACCCGGCGCGUCCUCCGUCAUCAGGACGCACACGCCCACGCCACAACCCGGCAGCUUCUCCCCGUCGCCCUUCCACACGGGACACUCCCGCUCGGACAUUCCCCCUAACUCCAGGGGCCCGGAGUCCCACCCGCAGUCCAGCCCCAUGGCCCAGGCCCAGCACAAGGCCUUCCUUCAGUCACUGGACCCUCAUUCAGGGCCUGCCUUCCAGGGCAUGCUGCCACAGCAGGGCAACCCCGCCGGGUCGGUGAUCCGCAGUUACACCCCCUCUGGGCCGUCGUCUCUGAUUCCCGGAGGCGCUGUUCAGGCCGCCGCCGCCGCCGCCGCGCGGGGCCAGAGCCCCAGGGCGUCCCCGGCUCACAUGGCCCACUCCCAGGCCGCCCUGAGCCCCGCGCUGUACAGCGACCAGCAGCGGACCGUCCUCAGCAGGCACGCCGGGGGCAGCGGCAGCAACAGCCCCGUGCCCUCCGCCUUCAAGGGCGCCUCCCGCAGCGGCACUCCCUCCGUCGGCUCCCUCGUGGGGCCCGGGUCGGCCCAAGCGGCCCAAGCCGCCCUGGCCCGCUCCCUCGGUCUCUCCCACCCCUCGGCCUCCCCCCAGGGCUCCCUCCCCAGCCCGGCAGCCAUGGCCGGCCUCCACGCGUUGUCCUCCAGCCCGGUGCCGUCACACUAUCCGGGCCUCUCCCCCUUCUCCAUGGCCUCGUCCCUGCCUCCCUCGUCCCUCCCCUCCAGCAUGUCCUCCAUGGCUCCCUCCAUGUCCAACCAGUCCCAGAACCCCAUGUACCCGGGCCUGGCCCCGGGAGGCGGCCCCGCCGGGGGCUCUCCCUUCGGCCUGGGCCUGACCAGCGCCCCCUCCAUGUUCACCGGCCACUCCGCCUUCCCAGGGUUCGGGGGAUCGGGGGCAGGCAGCCCGGUGUUGUCGUCCUUCAUGGGGCUCCCGGGGGCCACGGCGGCCUCAGUAGCCUCAGUGUCGCCCCUCCAGGCGGGGGGCGGGCUGCCCUCCUCCUCGCCCGUCCUGCCGGGCUUCGCCUCGGCCUUCAGCACCAACUUCCAGCCGGGGCUGGGCGGUGGGCUCCAGCCCCCCGGUGGAGGAGGCUUUCCGGGCCUGCUUUCCUUCCCCGGGGUCCCCGCCUUCUCCCCCUCCGGCUCCCCCGCCUCCCUCAGCGGCCUCCACAACCCGGCCAUGCAGUCGGCCCUGAUGCAGGCUCACCCUCAGUCUGCCCUGGAUGGCUACCCUCCACAGCCCAACGGCUACCCCAGCUACGGCCCCGGCUCAGGGAACCCGUUCCCCAUGCAACCCGGCCUGCACCCCCAGCUGGGCUGGCAGUGAACACACACACACACACACACACACACACACACACACACACACACACACACACACACACACACACACACACACACACACACACACACACACACACACACACACACCACAAUAUCAACUUUCACCCCAUAAAUCCUCUGUUAAUAGCUUUGCCUUGGACAAACACACAUAUACAUACACACACAAAGGCGCACCCAUGCAAUCACACAACAAUAGGUACAAACACAAACACACUAGUCACCAGGCUUCCCUGAGAUGCCUCGUGGUAGUUCAGACCUGAACACGCUUGUUCAACACAGGAUGGAAACAGAACGGCUAGCACUGAAACUGCCCAACGUCAUUGACUUUGUUUACCCUGAACAAAAACUAUGGAAUUCGUGGAAGUUGAUGUUAAAAAAAGAAAAAGAAAAAAAGAAAAGCCAUGUUUGGCUUUUUCAUGGAUUUUUCAUCAUGGAUUUUGACAAGAAGUGAGACGAAGCCAUUCCAAGGAUGAACUGGUUGUGGCGAGGAAGGAGGGGUUUUAAAUCUACAUUAGAAUACAACUAAUGUAUUACCUCAUUGUUGGUCAAGCGACUCUUCUCUAGAACACCGUUGGUCAGGCUGCCAUAGCUGCCAAUGGCUAACGGAUGAUUUAAGAUGUUUCAAUAGGGCUUGUACAUUGCGAUGUCACAUAGCAAUGACGGCCACCAUUUUGUAGCAUUUGAGCAGUUUUCUUAAGUGAUUCAUCGUGAAAUUAGUCAUUAUGGGGUACCAUUGUCAUGUUUGUAACUGCCACAGCGUUUCUCAUUUGAGACUUGGUAAAACAACGUUCUCAGGUUACGGUAUAUUUCCAUUGAUUUAGUAUUUUACUGUACUACAACUCUGAGUCGUCUCGCGAUGGUGGAGAAUCUGCAACAAAAUAUAUCCCAUGAUGCAUUCUGAUGUACGAGCCCUAAACGAAAUGAAUGUUGCAUGUUACAAUAAAUAUUGAUUUAUGUACCCAGUUAAGAUAAAUGGCCCUCUAAAUUGACACACUUAAAAUAUAUAUUGAAAUAGCAAUACCUUAGGUAAGAUAAAAUAAUACCUAAUCCAAAAUUGCCAAAAUACGUUUAGCUUAUGGAUCCAGCCAUGUAUGUCGAUAUCCGACAACACAAGUCCGUAAAUGAUCGAGAGAGCGAGAGAUUAUGUGUUCUGUAUGGAGAAUGAUGUUGAUGCCUAGGUUAGCGUUGUGGAUGGUAAGGGAGAGUAGUGAUAAUCAUGAUCGAAAUUUUGUUUUUAUUUUUCAAACUUUUACUCCCACCAGUAAACCGUUGAUUGUUCAGCGAGAGGAGCGUUUGUGUUCUUGCAAUACUAUCCACAACCAGGGGGUGGUGCUGUGUAGGGGGGAGGGGGUAGUGUACUAGACGAUGCUAUUAUUUAGGUUUGUUUGUUGAAUAAACGGUUUCAUGUGUAUGAACCUGACUUUAUAUGUUUACAAAGUAAUUUUUACAACUGUGAUGCAACAUAUUCAAGGGUAAUAUACAGUGAUGAACUGUAGGUGUUUGUGUAUUUACUGACACUGAUUUCCUAAAUGAUGCAAUGAUUCUGUGAUGUAAUAGGGUUGUAUUCCUGAAAUCUUUUUGAGUUUGAAAUAAACUGUUCUUCUAAUAGGGGACUGCAAUACUUUAUUAAAAAACAUUGUUUAGCACUCAUUUUGAAAGAUCCAUUUAUCACAGCAGCUCGUGGAAAAAAUAGAUUAUUGAGGGUGAGCUCAAAGUGCCCCCAGUCUGUCAUGUGAGUGGCAAAUGUUGUCAUGUGAGCGAUUGAGUGGCGAUUCCAUGUCCGUAUUUACAACCCCAACUAAUUCCCCUGCCUAUCGGGUUUUACAUCCAGGUAAGAUAUGAUUUUACAACACAGGCCUAUAGCCUACAUUAACCCAGGGGACCUGAUCAUGUGCUUAAGUGUCAUCCACCAACCACACUUAUGUGACUCAACCGGCGCAAUUAACACAUCCUAUUUACUGGAAAUCAGGUAAGAAUAAUUGUCAAACUUGCUUAAAUAAUAAAAUAACAAUAUGUAACAUCUUAACAAUGAUAUGUCACACUACUGGCAUGUGUUUGUAUAUUUAUCUUUGAUUUUUAAAUGGGCAUAAUAUAUAUUUAAAACACAUACACACGCACACGCACGAUAACACACACACGCACGCACACACACACACACACACACACAAACGUACGAUUUUU